Molecule: messenger RNA, 4651 nt
Organism: Struthio camelus australis
Lineage: Eukaryota; Metazoa; Chordata; Aves; Struthioniformes; Struthionidae
Source: RefSeq, a predicted model, not a curated record
ACAUGGAGGACAGCCAAAGUCUUCAUUCCAGCUUAGGGCUUUGGCCAUCUGUGUUAAUAACAAUCCUUAAGUUAAAAAUAAUCUCUUGGCUACUGAGAACCACACUGAGUGGUUGAGAUUUGCUUAUGGAAACCCCAAAGAGACAGGGCCAGACUCACCUGCUGUGGAGCAUGUUUGUAUUUGCAAGGAACUUAGCCCUUUGUGCUCUGUUUGACAGUACAGCCCCCACCUUCCUUCCACGUCCUUCCACGAACUCCAGCUCUGAUUGCUAGACUGUAACAAGAGGCAAGUUACUGUAAUUGCUCUCAGCAGUAUUUGAACGCAGAUGCUUUAAAACAUUUCAGCAAUAAGAAACCUGCCUGCCUUGUAGAUCAUCAUCCAUACUGCAAGGCUGACACCUUCUUUUCUUUAAAUUCUCUUGCUAAUCUCCUGCUUUACAAUAAAUGAACAAGAAUGAGUGCAAAAUGCCCUGGAGUGUCCAAAGGCUCCCUGCUCUGGGCUGCUGCCCCAUGAUGUGUGAGACAGGGCUGAUCGCACCGGAGCCCUCUAGCCCCAUGCAGUACUAUGGCGAAUCAUCUGAUACCUACUACCACGUUGACCGCUGGCAGAGGCUCCGCACGGCUGUCAGGAAACUGGAGUUCUGGGAAAACUUCAACGCUGAGCUGAUAGGUAGUGGCUUCUUCUCCAAGGUCUACAAGGUGACCCAGGCUGCCACUUGCAAAGUGAUGGUGGUGAAGAUCUACAAGAAUGACGUGGACCAGGAGGUGAUUGUGCGUGAAAUCAGCCUGCUGCAGAAGCUGUCCCACCCCAAUAUCGUCAGGUACCUUGGGAUAUGCGUGAAGGAUGACAAGCUGUACCCCAUUCUGGAGUAUGUGAAUGGGGGGUGCCUGGAGGAGCUCCUGGCCAGCAAAGACGUUGCUUUGACCUGGAAGGAGAAAGUGGACUUAGCUUCUGACAUCACCAGAGGCAUGAUCUACCUGCACUCCAAGAACAUCUACCACCGGGAUCUCAACUCCAAGAACUGCCUCGUCCGCGUGACCCCACGGGGCCAUGAAGCCUUGGUGACUGACUUCGGGCUGGCCAGGGAGGUGGUGGAGCUGCCUGUGAAGGAUGUGGAGAGGAAGUUGUCUCUGGUGGGCUCUGCUUUCUGGAUGGCUCCUGAAAUGCUGCGGGGGGAGCCGUAUGACCGGAAGGUGGAUGUCUUCUCCUUUGGCAUUGUCCUUUGUGAAAUCCUGGGCAGGAUACCAGCUGACCCUGAAGUGCUUCCCAGGACUCAGGAUUAUGGCUUGGAUGUUGUUGCCUUCCAAGGGAUGAUCAGCGAAUGCCCCAAGCAAGUGAUGGACCUUGCUGCUUGCUGCUGUCGGGUGGAAGCAUUUAAGAGGCCGUCCUUCUCCGAAAUCCUGGAUGAGCUGGAAGAUGUCGCAGAGAGCCUGGAGCCUAGGAAGGACAAUCAGCUUUCAGGCUGACCUGCUGGGCUCCUCUGAGGCCUGAUGGAGUAUUGCACAAAUUGUAAAUUAACUGUCUGAGGGGUCAGGAGUGAAAAAGGAAGAUGGGGAGGGGAAGAGCUAAGUGAUGUACUGGUAUUUAUUUAAUCAUAGUCUCAGUUUCUAAUUUCUUGGAUGGAAAACACAGUUAAAAAUGGAGAAGGGACUUACGAAGGGUGUAUUUUUCCUAGCUAAGGUUUUUAACAGAUGUAAUUUGGACACUGAACAGCUUUGUUUGCCUGUAAAAAAACAAAUGAUCCUGGAGGGCAGGCCAGGGACUUCAGGAUGCUCUCCAGAUCCCCGACAGAAAUGUAGUUCUCUCCUUCUUCCCCUCCCCACCUGGUCCCAGGGACUUCCCCUUCUCUUACUCCUCCAGCCUUGAGGAAUAGCCUCUCUGGAGGCUGGGGGUCAGUGCAGUGUGAAGGAGAGGGGCUCUGGGGUGCUCAGUGAGCCCUCAGAGUUGCCUUAUAGUUUAAAGCCUUAAAACACCUGUCCAGUAGCCUUGCAGGGACAGAUUUGUUCUGUAAAAUCUCUGGUUGCGUGCCCUUCUGGAUGGCGUCUCCUGGCACUGCAUGCAGAGCAUGGCCAGGUGCUGAGGUGACAGGUAAGGAUAUGGAGGUCCUGCUUGGCAGUUCAUGGGAUGCCGACCUGGGAUGGGUCGAGGGAUGGGAAGGGUGUGCCUUAUCAAGAUACAAACUAACAAAUGAAUAUCUCUUCUCAGAAAAGCUUUGUCAGACAUGUGUGUCAUGUUAGAGCCAUGUCCCAGCACAAUGGCAGUCUGGAUUUCUUCCCACUGACCUCACCUAGGUCUCAAAGAUGGAGGGGUGUGCCUCCCCCCUCCUUGUCCUACUGCAAAUACACAGUGACAAAUACGGUGAUGACAGAUUGCAAGGCCAAGACAAGGGAGAUCUAGGUCUGGCAUCAGCUGUCUGUGCCUGCAAAUAGGCAGGAUAACACCAAACAUCUCACAUAGUUCUCUAUUUGGCUCAACACCCCAUGGCCUCUCUGGUGAUGUAUGACCCCCCUUAUGGGCCCUAGCGCCAGAAGUCAGAAAAGGACUUUCUUUUGUUAUCAUAUUUUCUUCUACAGGCUGGAGGAGGAUACCAGGGCUGCAGAUCCAAACCAGGGGUGGGAAAAAUUGUGGCUAGAAAUGCUCUUGCAUUUCAAAUUAAGAGAAAGAAGUGAGUGAUCAAGUCCCAGCCUCCAGAUCAGCUGCCUGCUGGGCUAUGGUUCUGAAAAACUGGUGUUCUACUAGGACCAAUUUUUUUGUGGGUGUAAGUAGGUGUAAUGUCUGUACAGUGGUGGAGCUGUGGCUCUGUUCUUAUGGACUGUAAGCUCUUGGAGCAAGGAUCUUUCAUCCAUCCAAAAAGCGCUUUUACAGUGUUUAGCCCAAUGGAGCCUGUAUGGUGGUAAACCUACAUGGAGGCCUCCUCUCAUGCUCUUGAAGCCAGAUGUGGUGUCCUAUGGAGUCCAAUGUCUCUGUGCCAUGGUGCCUGUGUAAGGAAGUGUCGGCAGUGUGCUGGGAUGGAGGCAUUGUAGAAACAUAGGUGGUGCAGAAGGACCAGAAGGAACUGGGAGCCAGCGUGAAAUGCACUGGGCGGUGCCAGGAUCAUAAGCUCAGCCACAUGUCUGGAGAUCAUCUGUUGCUCCUCAUUCCCCAGAGCUGCUAUCAAGCUUUUGUGGUGUGCUGAUGUUUGUGCACAAGAAACCUCUCGCACAAAAGUAGAACUACCAGCAAAUAUCUUCAUCCCAGCUGGAUUCCUGUACUGCCAGCUGGCAGGAGCAAAGCCUCAAGGAGCAGAAGAGUGAAAAUAAGAAAGUUUUUCAGUCUGGAGAAGGGAAGAGAGGCUACUUUUUGACUUGUGCCAGUUUGGGGGCUUCAGACCAGUGGGGUGAAAUGGAGUACAAUGGCAGGGAAAACAGCAUUGAUAUACAUGUGUGUCUUCAGUUAGAACCAGCCAUGACCUGUGUCACAGUAGCGUAUUGAAAGGAAAUUACAGUGUGUAUAUUUGGCUACCAGAAGUAGAACUUGCAGAGCUAACUACAACCUCCCAAGACUCCCCAGGCUCCUUUGGGCUGAGUGAGAGGAUGCUUUUCUUCCAUAGUGGUAUAGGCUCAAGAAUGAGGAACCCAAUGAUAUGUCCUAACACCUGAAGCAUUAAGGAUAGAAAACCUUUUCCAAAGGCUGUUGAAGUUAAAGAAUUGCUGUCCAUCUUGUAUCAGACCCUCGCUAGGUGAAUUGCCUUUACAUAGACUUUCUCCAGCUUUCUCCAUGCUGCCUAGUCUCCUUGGCUGGAGUCUACUCUUCCUCUGCUCCCCCUGCACAAGAAUAGGAUAAAGGAAGACAGAUAACAUACAGCUCCCUCAAAUGGCACGUUGUAGGGUGAGGGUGUCUUGUCCAGGGGCUCUUCUGCAGGGCUCCUCCACUACCAGAUGCCCCCUCUCCAGGACCAGGAAGACUUGGUGCUGGUGUCUGAGAUGUGCGUCCUACCACAGGUCAGGCUAAUCCUUUCUCCAGCAUUGCCUGUAGACCUGGUCCUGUGGCGUAACAACUGUGGGGCUGAGACACAGUAGAAAUGGCAUGUGGUGUUAUGGAUAUUCUGGUGAGGCUUUCGUAUGAAGAAAGUUCUUUCAGCUUUAUUUGUCCACCCAGGGGUAAGAAGCCUGAUCCCACAUUAAACAGGUCUGUGGAGAUAUUAUUCUUCACACGGUGUACAGGGGAUAGCAUCUGUCAGUGUGGCCUGAGCUGUGACGGGAUAGCCAGUCCUGCUGAGCUGGUCUGACAGAGGCUGAUGCCAAUCAAGGCCAAAAAUGCUGCUUUCACUAUAAUUAGUAGUUAUGUCAGUACUUUUGACUAAAGAGAUCAUGGGCCUGGGUGCUGCCUUGUCAUUGGUCAUACGAUUAACAUGUUGGUGCCUCCCUGGUAUGGAGUUGACUCUGAUUACGAGCACUGCCCCCAACUUUCUUGGUCAUGGUAUGAGAGCUAUCAUGAGCCACAACUGUUCCCGGUGGGAACAGUUCCCAGUGGGCUGCCAGGAUGUGCAGGCUGGCCUGAAGAGAGAGAGGUUGGUGGUAUACUACUAACUAAGCGUCUGGAGGACAAGAAGGUGAUCAGGAGUAGUCGGCAUGGAUUCACCAAAGGGAAAUCAUGCUUGACCAAUCUGAUA